Molecule: messenger RNA, 2073 nt
Organism: Aspergillus welwitschiae
Lineage: Eukaryota; Fungi; Ascomycota; Eurotiomycetes; Eurotiales; Aspergillaceae
Product: C2H2-type zinc finger protein
Exons: 3
Coding region: 1-2073 (690 amino acids)
Source: RefSeq, a predicted model, not a curated record
AUGGCGGAGGCGUUUCAAGACUCGACCAAGUUAGCAGAGGAUUGGCUCACCUACAGGCCUGAUCAGAGCACUCUUGAUCCGAAUUUGGGCUUCGUUGAACUAUUCUAUCAAACCUGCUCGGCUGCUCUGGUCCAUCUCUGGAGAUCGCAUUUCCGAUCAACUAUUCGAGGGUCCCACAGAAACACAUUGAAGAAGGAUGUUGCCAACAUUGAUUUGUGGGAAGAUAAUUUUCCAAUUGGGCACCUUGAUACUAUUCUGGGACGAUCACAGCCCUUGAAGUUAAACGUGAUCGAGAACCUGAAGGGCAUCGGAAACGUCCUAAGGCCAUACUUCGCGAUUUAUGACUCAAGCACACACGCAGGAAACGGGCGCGAUGUCGCCCAAGAUCUUGGUCAAGAAUUGGAGACUCAGCUAGAAAAAGCUGUCAUAAUCUUGGACAAAGCUGCAUCUGACUCGUCUUCAGAUGAUGAUUCCUUUGACAACUCAUCUGAGAGCAGCGAGAGUGAGUAUAAUCGUUUCGGGCGGCUUCACUGCUAUGUCAACUGCUUGAUGGAGCUGGUUCCAGUGAUCGAGAGGAACAUUUCGCGCUUGAAAAAGGAGGAGCAGUCACAGCACGUGCCACUCCGGAGCGAAUUUCUGUUGUCCCAGUCUGCGCAGCCUUUUGCCCUGCGCAUUCGAGAUCGAUUCAGAUCUGCUUCAACUCUGCUUGUGGAGCGAUUAGCAGAAGCCAACCUGGAAAGAUCUAUUCGCAUCAGGGAAAAUGAAGUCGACGACGAAGUAGUAGAUGCUCUGACUCUAUUCAAGCCCUAUUCUCAGUUUUGUGAUUCCGCCAUCGGGACAUCUCUCGCCCCAACAUCAUGCUACGCUGCAACUACAGCGUCACAUACCUCAUUCCUGUCAGUGACUGGAGAUGAAGGGAAAGGUCGACCUCGAGUACCCCCUCUACCAGUAGUAGGUGGUACAUUCCGCUGCUACUACUGUGGUGAUUAUGUAUCUAUGCCUAACAGAAUUUAUUGGAAGAUGCACGUUUAUUCGGAUUUGGAGUCAUACCUGUGCACACAUGAAGAUUGCAGAGACUCCUUCAAAACGUUCCGAAGCCGCAAGUCUUGGAUGGAUCAUGAAUACAUUGCGCACUUCAGUCAGUGUAUAUGGCGUUGCUGUACAUGCAAUUACACAGCCUAUGCCGAGAGAGAGUUCAUUGAUCAUUUGGUAAAAGUUCACGGCCUUGACAGCGCUGGGAGUCUUUUGAAGACAACAGUAUCAAGGGCUGAGGAGAGAGUUUUGAAGCCCCAAUUCAAAGAUCAUAAAUGUGCACUGUGCUUAGAAUUUGGUUGGAAGUCCCAGAAGGAGUAUGCCACACAUGUAGGAAGGCACUUGGAAGAAAUAUCUCUCGCAUGUCUUCCAAUCGAGGAGGAAGAGGUUAGCGACGUUGACUCAAAUGCUGACAGGUGGACCAAUGCGACUAAGGGAAGUGAACACGAAGCUGAGAUCAUCGAUGAAAUAUCGGAAGAUGAUGACGCUCGAGCCGUUUUAAAGUCGGGCCCGGAGACUUUUGGAGUCAGUCAUCCUUCGAAACGUACACCAUCCAAGGGAAGUAAGUCUCUAAGCCUCGAGAAUCUGCCUUCUAUCAUCAAGCAGAUCCAGUUCAGGUGCAAAGAGCCCGGCUGCAAGGGGCGCUUCAAGAGGCAGGAGCACCUGAGGCGCCACAUGAAGAGCCACUCCAAAGAGAAGCCUCAUGUUUGCUGGGUGCCCGGCUGCCACCGUGCGUUCUCUCGCAGUGACAACCUAAACGCCCACUACACCAAAACCCACAGCAAGCGGGGAGGACGAAACCGCUACGUCGCUACCCUAGAUGAGACCAGUCCGGACUACAACCCGGAAUACCGUGGCCCGCUCACCCCUGACGGCCGCCCCAUUUGUGGAUCCAAGCUGGAGGACCCCAAUCCCGAUUGUGGCAACCUAAGUGUCGAGGGACAAUUACCAGCGGCUGAGCCAGAAACAUAUGAGAUACCGGACGGCAAAAAUCUUUUGAAUACAGCAAAACCCCCUGUAUCCCCCAAGGGGGGAGCAUGA